CCACUUCAACAACCCCCCAACCCCACUCUCACCCGUCGUCGCUUGCGCCAAAAUAUUUUUCUAUUUUGCAUUCCAAACACUCCGCAUUUUCACACUGUCUCUCUCUCUCUUUCCCUGUUCCAGUGUUCCAGCUCUCCUUGUCUUCUUCUCUCUGUAUUCGUGAAAAAUGGAGAACCAAGAUCACAAAGCAACGGUGUCGUCAGGUCAUGCGAGCCAUGGCGUGCACUUGUGUCACAAAUGUGGGUGGCCUUUCCCAAACCCGCACCCGAGUGCUAAGCACAGGAGAGCCCAUAAAAAGGUCUGCGGAACUAUUGAGGGGUAUAAGCUUACUGAAUCUGAAGCCACCCAUUUGGCUAUUUCGGACGACGAACACCCCUCCGAUGAUGAUCCGCGAACCCCAAGUCCUAAGGUUAACAACAAAAGUUUGAAAGAGGCUGCUGCUAGCUUCAAAUCCACUAGAUCAGAGGAUGAGCUUUUCUCUGAUGCCAUGACAGAGUUUUCUGAUAGUGCCCAUCAUAAUCCAGUCAUGGAUGAAGGUUUGGAGGCUGCUAUAAAAUUGGGCAAACAUGCUCAAAAAUUUCCGGGGGGCGAUGAGUUACCCAAGGUUGAUGCACCUACUGAUGCUUCCAAACCACUUGAUGAUCCGUUAAAGACGAGCCAAUUAGGAGAUCCUCAACUGCUGGGAAGUGAAGUGAAGCCUUUAGAUGCUACUACACCUUUUGGAUCAAAAUCCAAAGACUCUAUUGGGCUCAAUGAACCAAGUGGUCAACAGUUGGACGUGGCUCCAAUUUUGGAGAAUAUAAAAGCAACCGGUGAGGAAGUCGUGAUGAGUAAUGAAAUGAAGGACAUUUGUGUACAAGAAAAUGAACAUGCAAAUGCCGGUGAGAUUCUAGCUGAUGCUGUAGAAUCUUCAAGGGACAUAGCUCCGUUGCAAAGUAGAUUAUCGGAAUCUGAUUCAGUGAAGACAGCAGUACAAGAGGGAGAGGAAAAGACUUCUAGUCUAAGCCAGAAAGAAGAAGUGGAGUCGGUUGAAGCAGAAAACAAAGUAUCAAGCUCUUCUAGUUUGGAACCUGAGUUACUCGAGGGGGCUAGAGAUACUCCAGGACAUAUUAUACUGGAAUCUAAGUCAAAUGGUGAAGAUGUAAAAAUCCCAUGCCCGCUAGACCAGAAUUCUGAUCAGUGUCAGGCAGAUGGCAAUGCUUCAGAGGUUGUGAGUCUGGAUAGAAAGUUAGAGCCAAGUGAUGAGUUGGAAACUAAGAUGGGAGGGAAGGAUGAAAGUGGCGUCUUUCUUCAAGUUUCUCCUCUGCAGAAGACAGACACUGAGGAUAUAGAGGGAAGGUGCCAAAAUGAUUUUGUUGAGUUAUGCAAAACAGAAGUGGAAGAGAAGGAAGAUGUGCAUCUGCUAUCUGAGGCAAAAGACGUAUCUUCUUUACACAAUGCUGGACUUGCGGUUCAAGAAUACAAAGAUUACAAAUAUUUAAAAUCUAACCUUGCACUUGAUCUCGGUGCUGGUGAUGAAGGAAUUAGCUCUGCACAGGAUGAUGUUAAGCCCGACCAGAGCCUACUUGAGCCUCCUUCAAUCUUAGAUGCUUCAGGAGAUGGCAAAGUUCCUAUAGAGGGAAAAAUUGAUCUAAAUGGAUCAUCAGAGGUGAUAAAUGAUGAAAAUCUUGGAUCUUCGAUAUCUGUUCCAGCUACCUUGGAGUCACCGAUAUUGAGUUUUGAGCCAACUAAUAGUCAUUCUACGGAGGAUGAGUCUUCACAAAAUUCUUUUCAACAAUGUAAACCACUUGCCCAUUCAGAUGAGAAUUCUAUUGCCCCUUGUACGGGUGGGGAUGUUGGGCAAAUAGUUCCCACAAUCUUAGAUGCUUCAGGAGAUGACAUUACUAAGGAUGAUGGCAAAGUUCCUAUUGAGGGAAAAAUUGAUCCAGAGGAGGAAAUUUCAGUAUCUGCUCCGAUUACCUUGGAGAAUUUGGACCCAACUAAGGAUGAGUCUUCGCAAAAUUCUUUUAAACAAGGUAAGCAACCGGGCGACUCAGAUAAUAAUUCUAUUGCUCCUUCUUCGGGUGAUGAAGUCAGGCAAACAAUUACACGAGGAGGAAGUGAAAUUUUUUAUGAUUGUGCAAUGGAUACAACCAAGAUGUCUUUUCCGGCUGAAAAUGAGAGCAGGGAAGGACAUCCACAGGAUGAGUAUUCUGCUGAUGCAAAGAUAGGAUUUGGAUUUGAAGAGACACAAACUCCUGUUUCUUUUGAAGGAGAUGACCAUCCUGAUCUUGAAAAAUCUGGAACUAAAUGUUUGGAUGUAGAAAGGUCGAGGAGCAUGGAAGAGACUGGGGGAAAACUGGCAAAGUUAACUGGAGGAGGAGCUGAAGAUUAUCAAACUCUUGGAGUUGGUGAUGGUUCACUUCAUGAUAAAGCUAGGACUGAAGUGCAAAAUAUAGCUGCUGGGAGUGAACACAGAGGAGAAGAUGCAAAGGACAAGAUGGUCAACAUAGAAUCAAAGCACGAUUCUUCAGUCACAGUACUAGAAUCGACUAAUGCAGCUGGGGAUGCUGAAAGAAAUCAUGAAAAUGUGGAACCCAUUUCUUCAAUUUCUGGAAAACAUGCAGAUGUAAGCCUUCAGGAAAAACCCUACGAGGGUCCCACUUUUAGUGAGUCAACAAGUUUGCCUGUUGACUUGAAUUCGGGGAAUUCUGCUACUGUGGAAAAUAAUAAUAUAGGAGUUGGUUCUGUUCCCUUAAAGGGCGAAGGUGAUGACAAAACCAGAAAACAGCAAGACGGUGUUACUGCAGUUGAUAUGUCAGUGGCAUCAAGUAGCAGAACUGAUAGCUUGGAAGCCAACUGGGGAUCUGUUUCAGUGCUUUCUAUCCAGUCAGAGACACCAGCCCCUGAUUCUGGAGCACAAGAAAAUCAAAAGACAAAAGUGGAAAGAAACCCUGACAAGUCUGACACAUUCGAGCCUCCAUCUUUCAUGACUUUGGUGGAAUCUGGUUCAGAGAUUGAAAAUGCGCAACAUCCCAAAUCCGAUCCUCUGAAGGCUGGGUGGUUUCCAUCUCUGAAUAAUGUUGUGAACGAGUCUCAAGGGCGGAAGAAAAAUGAGGAGAUCAUUGCCAAAGUCACAAACUGGAGCACAGGCAAGCAACACACUCCCCUGAAAAAUCUCCUGGGCGAGGCCAAAUCGCCACCAAACACUAAACAAGUGACACAAAAAGAUGAAACCGCCACUCACAACACUGCUGCUACAGCCACCACCACCACGGUGAACUCAAUUCUAACCUUUGAGCCACCGACUGCUCCAAAGGAGGCUGUCGAGAAAGAAUGGGAUUCUCCGGCAAGGUAUCCAGUUGGUAUUAAGAAGGAAAAGAAGAAAGGGAAAGCAUACUGGGUACCCUUUGUUUGCUGCUCUUCAGUACAUUAAGAUACACAUAUAAAAUAAAAAUCUUGGUCGGGUAGACAACAUUAGAAUUAUUCAUGUUACACAAGUUGGCUGCCUACUUUGUUUCCAUCAAAUCACAUCACGGCUUUAGGUGAACAGUGAACUCCUCCUGUACUGUGUCAUUAUCAGAUCGUUUUUGGGAUUAUUUGUGUGGUAUGUAAUGUAAGCAGCUUAUUGGAUAUAUAUAUAUAUCACUUUAGUUCUAAUAUAUCUGAGACAGACACGCAUAUCUGUAACCAGUACGUUUUUCUGAGACUCAAUUAUUUCCCUUCAUCCA
Ipomoea nil (Japanese morning glory) is the source of this 3710-nucleotide messenger RNA. Its product is annotated as microtubule-associated protein futsch. Bases 167 to 3415 code for a protein of 1082 amino acids. NCBI's taxonomy places the organism in Eukaryota, Viridiplantae, Streptophyta, Magnoliopsida, Solanales, Convolvulaceae. The transcript is spliced from 6 exons. The record is from RefSeq and is a predicted model, not a curated record.